Molecule: messenger RNA, 3734 nt
Organism: Canis lupus familiaris (dog)
Lineage: Eukaryota; Metazoa; Chordata; Mammalia; Carnivora; Canidae
Gene: RAP1GDS1
Product: Rap1 GTPase-GDP dissociation stimulator 1
Exons: 15
Coding region: 188-2014 (608 amino acids)
Biological process (GO): positive regulation of GTPase activity
Cellular component (GO): cytosol
Molecular function (GO): protein binding; guanyl-nucleotide exchange factor activity
Source: RefSeq, a predicted model, not a curated record
CCCCGCCGCGGCCGCGCCGCCUGCAGCAGCAGCAGCGGCAGCAGCAGCUGCUCCUCCCCGGCGGCCGCCCCCCGCGGGUCCCUCCCUGGCUGCGGGAGAGGCCGAGGUAGAGGGAGGACGCCGCGCCGCCCGCCCGCUCCGGGGACCCUCGCCUCGCCCUGCUGGCUCCGCACCCUCCGGGAGAAACAUGGCAGAUAAUCUCAGUGAUACCUUGAAGAAGUUGAAGAUAACAGCUGUUGACAGAACUGAAGAUAGUUUAGAAGGAUGCUUGGAUUGUCUGCUUCAAGCCCUGGCUCAAAAUAAUAUGGAAACGAGUGAAAAAAUCCAAGGAAGUGGAAUACUUCAGCUGUUUGCAAGUCUGUUGAUUCCACAGUCUUCCUGCACAGCCAAAGUAGCUAACAUCAUAGCAGAAGUAGCCAAAAAUGAAUUUAUGCGUAUUCCAUGUGUGGAUGCUGGAUUGAUUUCACCAUUGGUGCAGCUGCUAAAUAGCAAAGACCAGGAAGUGCUACUUCAAACGGGCAGGGCUCUAGGAAACAUAUGUUACGAUAGCCAUGAGGGCAGAAGUGCAGUUGACCAAGCAGGUGGUGCACAGAUUGUAGUUGACCAUUUAAGGUCACUGUGCAGUAUAACAGAUCCCGCCAAUGAGAAGCUCUUGACUGUCUUUUGUGGCAUGCUGAUGAACUAUAGCAAUGAGAAUGAUUCCCUUCAAGCUCAGCUUAUCAAUAUGGGUGUUAUACCUACCUUAGUGAAAUUACUGGGCAUCCAUUGCCAAAAUGCAGCUCUUACAGAAAUGUGUCUUGUUGCAUUUGGUAACUUAGCAGAACUUGAGUCAAGUAAAGAACAGUUUGCCAGUACGAACAUUGCUGAAGAGCUAGUAAAACUCUUUAAGAAACAAAUAGAACAUGAUAAAAGGGAAAUGAUUUUUGAAGUUCUUGCUCCACUGGCAGAAAAUGAUGCUAUUAAACUACAGCUGGUUGAAGCAGGCCUGGUAGAGUGUCUACUAGAGAUUGUUCAGCAGAAAGUGGAUAGUGACAAAGAGGAUGAUAUUGCUGAGCUCAAAACCGCUUCAGAUCUAAUGGUUUUACUACUUCUUGGAGAUGAAUCCAUGCAGAAAUUAUUUGAAGGAGGAAAAGGUAAUGUGUUUCAAAGGGUGCUGUCCUGGAUUCCAUCAAAUAACCACCAGCUACAGCUUGCUGGAGCAUUGGCAAUUGCAAAUUUUGCCAGAAACGAUGGAAACUGUAUCCAUAUGGUAGACAAUGGAAUUGUAGAAAAACUUAUGGAUUUACUGGACAGACAUGUAGAAGAUGGAAAUGUAACUGUACAGCAUGCAGCAUUAAGUGCCCUCAGAAAUCUGGCCAUUCCAGUUGUAAAUAAAGCAAAGAUGCUAUCAGCUGGAGUCACCGAGGCAGUUUUGAAAUUCCUUAAGUCUGAAAUGCCUCCGGUUCAGUUCAAACUUUUGGGAACAUUAAGAAUGUUAAUAGAUGCACAAGCAGAAGCUGCUGAACAACUGGGAAAGAAUGUUAAAUUAGUGGAGCGUUUGGUAGAAUGGUGCGAAGCCAAAGAUCAUGCUGGUGUGAUGGGGGAGUCCAACAGACUGCUGUCUGCCCUCAUUCGACACAGUAAAUCAAAAGAUGUAAUUAAAACCAUUGUACAGAGUGGUGGCAUCAAGCAUCUAGUUACCAUGGCAACUAGUGAACAUGUAAUAAUGCAGAAUGAAGCCCUUGUUGCUUUGGCACUAAUAGCAGCUUUAGAGUUGGGCACAGCUGAGAAAGAUCUAGAAAGUGCUAAACUUGUACAGAUUUUACACAGACUGCUGGAAGAUGAAAGAAGUGCUCCUGAAAUCAAAUAUAAUUCCAUGGUCCUGAUUUGUGCUCUCAUGGGAUCUGAAUCUCUACACAAGGAAGUACAGGAUUUGGCCUUUUUAGAUGUUGUAUCCAAACUUCGCAGUCAUGAGAACAAAAGUGUUGCCCAACAGGCCUCUCUCACAGAGCAGAGACUUACUGUGGACAGCUGAGAACUGCCCCUCCCUGAUACAUGGCAUCAUCCCAGCUCUGAUUUCCCCUUUGUCCUCCAUCUUCUUCCAUAUCACUUGUGCAUGCGUGUAAUGUUCCAGUACCAAUUGAAGAACUGCUGUAGGUACCUGCCCAAUAAGAUUUCUAAACCCAUAGUUAGUGUAAACAUGAAUUUGUCAAAAACAAGUCUCCACCCAUAACUGUUCUCUUGUAUUCCUGUUGCUUGAGCUACAUUAAGUAGAAUGUGCAUGUUGUAGUCCUAUGAUGAUGUAAACUUGGUACUACAUAAUGACUUGCUCCUCACACUUGGUAAAACUACAUAAUAAUGUACUGGUAAAUUAGAAACAAACAAGAAUGCAGCAGGAUCUGUCUAGCUUUUAAAGAUGGAAUUGAAUAGUAAAAAUAGCUCCAUUUUUUGGUGCUUGGGAAGCACAGUGACCAAAAAACUGUAUGGCUGCUCAUUCAUUAGUCUUACCUACUAAUGUCAAACCCAUGGUACCUAGAGUUAAAUAAAAUCCAAUGCUCUCACUCUUUACCCUAUGGUUUCUCCUUCUUCCUAACUAUGUAGACUCCUGAAAUUGCCACAAACUUGGCAAGGCUUCCUUGUGGUUUUUUAAUUUUUAUUUAAUUCGCUGUCAUCCAUAGCUUAACAUUGAAAAUAUUUGUGUUUUUCAGCAUGAAACUAAAGGGUUGAAGAAUCUGUGUUACACUAAGUACAUAUUUUGGGGGGUUUUUUGGCCUAUAUUUUAGAAUCUGAUAUAUGUACAUUUUGACAUCAGCAUUGUCCAACACUUGUCUUUAAUGUUCACUUGGCAUUUGUUUUCAACUGAGAAAUUGAGUAUAGUUCAUUGGAAGGUGGGUUGUAGAGGUUUUGUUGUGGGUUUUUUUGUUUUUUUGUGGCAGUUUUUCAUCAGAAGUUUCCUCUGUCCUAGUCCUUUUAAAUCUUAUAUUAGAACUAGCAGGACAUAGAAAAAAAAAGAUUAAGAAAGAAGUUUGUCUAUACUAAAGAAAGGAAGCAGGUUAUAAAAGCCAUAGUUGCCAGUCUAGUUCAUUCUGCAGAUGGCCUCAUACCAGUAGCUGUUAGAGUUUCCCACCUCCACUUGCCACAGAGAAUUGCACUAGAUCUCACAACUAUCAGAAAAAAGUGACAACGCCAAGACUCAAGAGAUGAGAAGACCCUCUUGGCGAAAUAUAGUGUACUCUUCACUGCCACUACCACCACCAAAUGGGUUUUUAGAACUUUGAAACACAAUCUUUGUAAAUUAACCAAAAGAUCCCUGUGACAUACCCUGUCUUGUCCCCAUGCACAAGCUUGACAAAUACUGGCUGAAAGGUAUGAUGGGCUCCAUUAUGGAAGGGCUGUAGGGCAGUAGAAUGGGCUGCCCAGGGUGACAAGAGCUCUUUCCUCUCCAGUGGGAGAUACUGCACAUAUCUAUGGGGUGACUGAAGUUGGACUUUUGACUCUGAAACAGGUAUAAUUCAAGAAAAUUAAAACCUCAGUGGAGGUAAAGAAACUGACUGAUUAUUCCCUUUGAUGUCCAGGAAAGGGACUAUUAUUUUGAAUGCUUAUGCUACACUUACUGUAAGAAUGGUAUUGUUUACUAUCUUCUUCUGGGCUGGAUAGUGGACUAUAUUUUAUUAUAGGUUUUGAAAAACAUCUGUAAUGUUGAAUAGGCUGUCCAUAUUAUUAACUAAAUAAAUAAAUAGUAUAUCAAACUGUAA